Molecule: messenger RNA, 909 nt
Organism: Cooperia oncophora
Lineage: Eukaryota; Metazoa; Nematoda; Chromadorea; Rhabditida; Trichostrongylidae
Source: the annotation of a GenBank genome assembly
AUGCAUUAUCUUGGGAAUAAAAUUGACUGGAAACCUCCAGCAGAUGUGAUAGAAGAGUGUCUGAUGAAGGGCAAGCUGAAGAAUCGCCUUGUCGGUUUGCCAGAGGCGAUUGGCCAAAAUUAUAUCCGAAGUAUUGGCGCCGCCAGUCAUCGUGUUAACAGCGCGUUGAUUUGUGGAACGCACGCGUUCUCACCGAAGUGCAGAGAAUACGUGUAUUCGAGCACUGAUGGCACGUUGAAAAACGUUCGGCAAUUUGACGGAAUGGGCAUAUCGCCGUAUGAUCCACGUGAUAACUCGACCGUGGUGUAUCUACCAGAGACGAAUGAGAUCUACACGGGAACCGUAUCAGAUUUUGUAGGCAAUGACCCCUUAAUAUAUCGUAAACGAAUCGGUGAAAAUGAUCGCGAUAACGGUAUUCGGACACAGCGUGACGACGCCAGAGUGCUAGACUCUCCAAACUUCGUCGGCUCGUUUGUCUACAAGGAACAUGUCUAUUACUGGUAUAGGGAACGAGCCGCAGAGGCCAUGGAUAAUAAUGAAGAGCGACAAAUCUACGCUCGUGUGGCACGGGUUUGCCGUAACGACAAAGGUGGCGCUAGACCAGCUAAUGAGCGAUGGACGUCGUUCGUGAAAGCACGGCUGAACUGCUCCUUGCCGUCAGCAACACCCUUCUACUUUAAUGAACUCAAAGCGGUUUCCGACCCGAUAACGACGUCCGCAAAUGAUCAUCGCGUCUACGCUGUGUUCUCCACUCCAGAUUCUGACGUUCGAAUGAGCGCCGUGUGCUCCUUUUCAAUGAAGCGCAUCAGAGAGGAGUUCGACUACGGGACAUUCAAGCAGCAGGUAGGCUCUAAUGCCGCUAGAAGUAAGAUUAGCUUACUUUGUAAAGGCUGCCCUCACGUAUUCUGA